This is a messenger RNA of Akanthomyces muscarius, 603 nucleotides long. RefSeq lists its product as uncharacterized. The coding region runs from base 1 to 603 and encodes 200 amino acids. The transcript is spliced from 3 exons. NCBI's taxonomy places the organism in Eukaryota, Fungi, Ascomycota, Sordariomycetes, Hypocreales, Cordycipitaceae. Gene Ontology annotation, biological process: electron transport chain. The record is from RefSeq and is a predicted model, not a curated record.
AUGGCUGCUCUCCGAUCCCAGGGCGUUGCCCGCAUUCUGCGAAGCGCCGCCGCGCCCCGUCUGGCGGUGCCUAUGACCGCCCAGCGCUUCCAGAGCUCUAUCGCCAAGCACAGCGAGAAGGAAGUUACUGGCACGCCCAGCGACGCCAACCAGCCCGACUUCGACACUCCCCACGACAAGGCUACCUCGACCUUUACCCCCGUACCGAGAACCAUCCAGGACGGCACUGACGAUGUUCGCUCCGCCGCCGUCACCUCCGGCGCUCCCAUGGAGCUUCAGGCUCGUACCGUCAGAAUAUACAAGGAGUCCAAGGCCGCCACGCAGUCUGGAACCUGGAGGGGCCACGAUUGGCGCAUGGACUGGGAUAUUCUUCCCAAGGGCCACCGCUGGGAGAACCCUCUGAUGGGAUGGCAGUCGUCUGGUGACUACAUGCAGGGCACACAUCUCAGCUUCGAGACCAAGGAGGAUGCCAUUCACUUUGCUGAGAAGCAGGGCUACGAGUUCUUCGUGCAGGAGCCGAACACCCGGAAGUUCACCCCCAAGGCUUACGCCAACAACUUCCUCUACAGCGCCCGCAAGCUCAAGCAUAUUCGCACGAAGUAA